AUGACAACUCCAAGUUCCCGUGCAUUCACGUAUGAUGUGUUCCUCAGUUUUAGAGGGGAAGACACGCGUUAUGGUUUCACUGGCAAUCUCUACAAAGCUCUUAGUAACAAAGGAAUUCACACUUUCAUUGAUGAUGAAAAGCUUCGAAGCGGAGAGGCAAUAACAACAGAACUUGUGAAGGCAAUUGAAGAGUCAAGGAUUGCCAUCAUUGUGCUCUCUAACAACUAUGCUUCUUCCUCAUUUUGCUUAGAUGAACUUGUAGUCAUCCUUGACUGCAAGAGUAAAGGAUUGUUGGUUAUACCGGUCUUUUAUAAGGUGGAUCCUUCUCAUGUGAGACACCAGAAAGGUAGUUAUGGAGAAGCCUUGGCUAAGCAUCAGAAAAGGUUUAAAGCUGAGAAGGAGAAGUUGGAGAAAUGGAAGAUGACUCUGUAUCAAGUAGCUGGCUUCUCUGGCUAUCACUUCCAAGACGGAAUUGGAUAUGAAUACAAGUUUAUUGGAAGGAUUGUUGAGAAGGUCUCUAUGGAGAUUAAUCCUGCUCGUUUACAUGUUGCGGAUUACCCAGUUGGACUUGGAUCACAAGUGCUAGAAGUCAGGAAGCUUUUAAAUGCUGAAUCUUGUGAUGGAUUCAAAAUGAUAGCGAUGUAUGGAAUGGGUGGGAUAGGAAAAACAACACUCGCUCUAGCAGUUUAUAAUUUGAUUGCUGCCUGUUUCGAUGGUUCUUGUUUUCUGCAAAACGUGAGAGAGAAAUCAAACAAACAUGGGCUAGAACACCUCCAAAGAAUCCUUCUUUCAAAAAUACUUGGAGAGAAGGACAUCAACUUAGCAAGUGAGCAUGAAGGAAUUUCAAUGAUACAACAAAGGCUGCAGCGAAAGAAGGUUCUUUUGAUUCUUGAUGACGUUGACAAGUGUUCGCAGUUACAGGCACUGGUUGGAAGUCCUGAUUGGUUUGGUCCUGGCAGCAGGGUUAUCCUCACAACUCGAGAUACACAACCUCUGGCAUCCUAUGAGGUUAAAAUAACAUAUAAAGUGAAGAAAUUGAAUAAAAACGAUGCCUUUCAGUUGCUUACAUGGAAAGCUUUUAAAACGGAACAAUUUGAUCCAAGUUAUGUGGAGGUCCUGAAUCAAGUAGUAACUUAUGCUUCUGGCCUUCCGUUGGCUUUGGAAGUAAUUGGUUCCAACCUGUUUGCAAAAAGUGUUGAACAAUGGAAAUCGGCUAUCAAUCAAUAUCAAAGAAUUCCUAAUAAUCAAAUCCUAGAGAAACUUAAAAUAAGCUUUAAAGCAUUGGAGGAAGAAGAGAAAAGUGUUUUUCUUGACAUUGCUUGUUGCUUCAGAGGAUAUAAACUGGCAGAGGUUGAAAUUUUACUUCGUGCUCUUUAUGAUGACUGCAUGAAACAUUAUAUUGGGGUGUUGAUUGAAAAAUCUCUCAUAAAUGUUAGUCGGCGUGGUACAGUUGAAAUGCACGACCUGAUUCAGGACAUGGGUAGACAAAUUGACCAGAAAGAAUCACCGAAAGAACCAGGGAAGCGCAGGAGAUUAUGGUUACCAAAAGAUGUCAUUCAUGUUUUAAAAGACAACAAUGGAACAAGUCAAAUAGAAAUCAUAUGGUUGGAUUUCUUCAUUUCUGAGAAAAAAGAAACAGUAGAAUGUAAUGAAAACACCUUCAUGGAGAUGGAAAACCUUAAAAUACUUAUUAUACCUGACGUAUCUUAUCUCCCAAAUUUGGAGGAACUUUCAUUUGAAGGGUGUGAGAGUUUAAUUGCAGUUGAUGACUCAGUUGGUUUUAUGUCUAAACUUAAAAUAUUGAAUGCUAAAGGUUGUAGCAAGCUAUUGAGUUUUCCACAUCUCCACUUGACCUCUCUUGAAAGACUAGAACUUUCUUUAUGUUCCAAUCUAAAGAAUUUUCCAAAAAUAUCAAGAAAGAUGGGAAACAUAAGGAAACUUAGCUUGAAUGAACUUCGCAUAGAAGAAUUACCAGUUUCAUUUCAAAAUCUUACUGGCCUCGAAGAGUUAUGCAUUAACUGUGAUUUUCUUAGGUUAAGUCCCAUUGUCUUGACGCCUGAACUGUUUGAUAUUAAUAUUUAUAACUGCAAGGAGUGGCAGUGGGUAAAUUCAGAAGAGGGUUUCGCGUUGUUGGCUCGAGUGAGUAUUUUAGAACUAUGGGGAAGUAAUGUCACGUUCCUUCCUGAAUGCAUCAAAGAAUUUCACAAUCUGUUUUCUCUUAAUGUGAGUGAUUGCAAGCGUCUUAAGGAAAUUAGAGGGGUUCCACCAAACUUGAAACGUUUCAGGGCAAUAAACUGUAUAUCCUUGACUUCCUCGGGUUCAAGCAUGUUGUUAAAUCAGGUUUUGUGUUGA
Molecule: messenger RNA, 2352 nt
Organism: Sphenostylis stenocarpa
Lineage: Eukaryota; Viridiplantae; Streptophyta; Magnoliopsida; Fabales; Fabaceae
Source: the annotation of a GenBank genome assembly